Messenger RNA from Eruca vesicaria subsp. sativa (arugula), 1275 nucleotides. Lineage: Eukaryota; Viridiplantae; Streptophyta; Magnoliopsida; Brassicales; Brassicaceae. The record is from the annotation of a GenBank genome assembly.
AUGGAAGAGUUUGUUAAACUUAUUCAAGGCAUAUGGGAGAAGACGCCGUCUGGAGAGUGGGUGUUUGAUGAAAACCCUAUCGCCGAUCAUGAGAUUGUCUUGAUCAACUCGAACGAUUCGUUCGACAACUUGGUCGAGAUGAUUCGUAUUAGGCUAGAUCUUGGAGUACUCACUCCUGUUGUGUUGACCUACCAAAUCCCCGAUCCCAUGGUUAGCGCUGUCGGUCCCCUGAAUCAGCCAACUACUCUGUCUACGGAUAAAGACGUCGAGGAUAUGCUCAGCCUUAUGGAGUUCAUGACAGGAAAAGAGCUCUACGUGACUAGUGGGCCUGAACUAGUGGCUAAAUAUCAAUUUCACUGCCGUACUCCUUUCAAAAUAGGUAAUCAAACUUUCCUUGGAGAAGGCGUCACCGAAGACCAACAUCACCAAGCCAUUAGAGAUAUUGUUGGAAGGGAACCAGUUGUUUGUAACAACAACAUUCUGGAGAUAAUGUUCAACGAACCACAGCUAUUAAUCGUUCAUCGAGUUGCACUUGAGAUCGAAUUGGUUUAUGCACCAACCCCUGAAGAAAUGGCUGCAUAUCCUAGACUGACUAUGGAUGAUGUGAUUACCAUACAAGAAGGUGAUACCGUUAGAAAUGAUGAGCAGAUCAACAAUGGCCAAAUCGGAGAAGUUUUACAGGGUGAACCAAUGGAUGAAGAGCAGCUCACCCAGGCUUUUCCUAAUGGCAUACCUCCUAACGUUGAAAACAGUGAUACGACACUUGAGAUUCCUCCUCUUCGAGAAAUCCCACCUAUACACACCAUUUGGGAAGAGGAUAGCGUAGGAGAAGAAGCUUACUGGGACCGCGAUCAGCAAAUCAAUGUCCAAUCUGCGCCUAGACCAACAACCGGUUCAUUAGGCCUUCCUAUUGGACCAAAUCUUAGGGUUUCCGCGGCACCAACCCCAAAUACAGUUUUGCUUGUUGAAGAAGAUGAAGCUUCUUUCACUAAUUCCUCUGAGAAUGUUAAUGAAAUUGAGAACCAAAUGGGUCCGAUGGGAGACAACGGUGAUCUGAAUGACCAAAUGCCAAAUGGAACUGCGCCGCUUAUGCCACAAAUCACCCCUGAUGGCCCGGCUGCAGCAUUGUCUAGCAACGGAGGACCAAGCCUCAAUCUAACACUAGGCUUAGGAAUCAUGAACAACAAUGGGAGUGAACCAAUCAUCAACAUAACGGAUACUGAUUCUGAAGCUGAUGGAGACAGUGGUGGGUUUGGAUUUGAUCCGAAUUUCUAG